AUGUCGAAAGGCGACGGUGAACAGCAGAAUGGCUCCGGCGAGGAGUCCAAGACCAACCUGAUCAUCAACUAUCUGCCGCAGAGCAUGACCCAGGAGGAGAUACGGAGUCUUUUCUCCAGCAUCGGUGAAGUGGAGUCCUGCAAGCUGAUACGGAAUAAGGGUGCGGCGUUCCCGGACGCCCUGAAUCAUGCAUUGCACGGUGGAGGACAAAGCCUGGGAUACGCUUUCGUCAACUAUCAUCGCCCAGAAGACGCCGAAAAGGCUAUCGCGACUCUCAAUGGCCUUCGGCUCCAGAACAAAACUAUCAAGGUAUCGUACGCGCGGCCGAGCAGCGAGGCUAUCAAGGGCGCAAACUUGUACGUCUCAGGACUACCAAAAACAAUGACUCAAUCUGAAUUAGAGCGGCUUUUCAGUCCGUACGGCAGAAUAAUUACUUCGAGAAUACUCUGCGAGAAUUCUGGCGGAAGACCUUUCAAUGGUGGGGAGCAAGGCCUAUCCAAAGGCGUCGGGUUCAUUCGCUUCGACCAGCGCGUCGAAGCCGAACGGGCUAUUCAAGAGUUGAAUGGGACAGUGCCUAAAGGAGCGUCAGAACCGAUCACAGUGAAAUUCGCUAACAAUCCAAGCAACAACGGGAAGGCUCUGGCUCCGUUAGCGGCCUACCUGCCGGCGGCCCUGCGUUUCCCCAACCCUCUCGGACGAUUCAGCUCAGGCAAGUCCUUACUAGCUAUUAAUAAAGGUCUCCAGCGCUACAGUCCCUUGGCGGGCGAGCUACUUGGCGGGGUGUUGCCAGGCGCCGUCGGCUCAGAAUGGUGCAUUUUUGUUUACAAUCUAGCUCCGGAAACCGAGGAGAACGUACUCUGGCAACUGUUUGGACCCUUCGGUGCCGUCCAGAGCGUGAAGGUGAUUCGCGACCUCCAAACGAACAAGUGCAAGGGCUAUGGAUUUAUCACCAUGACAAAUUACGACGAAGCGGUUGUGGCCAUACAAUCGUUGAACGGAUAUACGCUCGGAAACAGAGUCCUGCAGGUCAGUUUCAAGACGAAUAAAAUCAAGACGAUCUAA
Molecule: messenger RNA, 1062 nt
Organism: Leptosia nina
Lineage: Eukaryota; Metazoa; Arthropoda; Insecta; Lepidoptera; Pieridae
Source: the annotation of a GenBank genome assembly